AAACAGGUUUGCAUAAUAAUUGUGUUGGAUCUGGUUUUUAGUGAAAUGGUGAAACUAUUGUGAAUUGUCCUUGGGCAAUUGUGUUGGUGUGUUUUAAUUCUUGAAUGGAAGUGCACAAUGAAUAUCUAUAUUGCUCACAGCUUAUGUGUUCUGGAUAAUUAAGUGCAAAUAUAAGAGAAAAAAUGUCAACGAAAUCAAGGAAAAAAGUGGGAUUUGCAGAUGAUGUGAAGUCAGAGGAACGAGAGUCUCGAAGCAGAGGACGGACAAAGUUUCGUGAACGGCGGUCAAAAUCCCAAGAUGUGAAGUCUAAUCGGAGCUCAUCACUCUCUAAAAAACGAGACCAUAGUUUGAUUUCCUUAGUUCGCACAGGUUCAAGAGCUUCUGUUCGGAGCCUUGUAAAACUGUUUGAAAAUGUUGGAGGGAUGAAUGAAGGUCGUAAGAGUCAAAUAGUUCUACCAGAUGAGCGAAGACUAGACCUUCUGAUCCAGCCCAAGUUAACAUCCAGGGACCUUCUAGAUCUUGUGGCAUCCCACUUCAAGUUAAAAGAAAAAGAAUAUUUUGGUUUAUGCUAUCAAGAUGACACCGGGCACCAGAAUUGGCUGAAUUUAGAAAAGAGAGUUUUAGAGCACGAGUUUGUCCGCAGGGCUGGAACACUGGUUUUAAUUUUUGCUGUUAGGUUUUAUGUUGAGAGUAUAGCCUCACUGAGAGAUAUUCAGACUGUUGAAGUUUUUUUCUUAAAUGCCAAACAAGCAAUAUUUAAGGGGCAGAUAGAGUGCGACAGUGAGACGAUAUUUGAAUUAGCAGCCUAUGUUUUACAAGUCACUCAUGGAGAUUACACCAGUGAUGAAAAUGCCAGGCAAGACCUCAAGAAAUUACCAGUGAUACCUACGUAUAUUCUCAGGGAGCACCCCUCUAUACAGUAUUGUGAAGAUAGAGUGAUAUCCUAUUAUCAGAAAAUUGCCGGAUCAACGAGAGGACUCGCUAUUGUAAAUUAUCUCAGUAUUGUUGAAAGUUUGCCAACUUACGGAACCCAUUACUAUGAAGUUAAGGAUAAGAAAGACCACCCAUGGUGGCUGGGACUAAGCUAUAAAGGGAUCGCAGUGUAUGACAAGACAGACAAAACCACACCUAGAAAGGUUUUUAAUUGGAAACAACUGGAAAAUUUGUACUACAGAGACAAGAAGUUCUCAAUAGAAGUCCACGACACCAAGCGUGUUGUGCACACGCUCAGCAGUUUUAACUUGUACGAGGACGCCAUACUCGAGCCUCCUGAAGAGUUUGAUGAACUCUCAGAUGCAAUAUCUGACCCCACCACUCAGGUGUCUGUGAGUCGUCGAACCUUUGGACCGGGUAACGUUAUAGUCCACUCGUGGUUUGGAGCCACCCCUCAGCUGACAAAAUGUAUCUGGUGUAUGGCCGUGGCCCAACAUCAAUUUUACCUCGAUAGAAAACACAAUAAGUCGUCAUUGUCUCAAGCUCGUAGUGUGAGUGAGAUAGCUGCUGAAUUAUCUCGCAGCACUUCAUCUUUACAAGGCUCGCUUGGUUCAGACUCAAUAAGUCGGAGCGGAAGUUCAGCGAGUUUACCGAGUCUGUCUGCAUCAAGGUUUGAUUUGAACUGUGACCCUAGUAUUGAGGCUGUGAAGGCCCAGAGAGAGAUGUACACUGCACUGAAGGCUCGUAGGGAAGCCCUUGAAGAGGCGGUCAGCAAGAAGUUAGAGGAACUGAAACAAUUAUGUAUACAGGAGGGGGAACUGACAGGUUGUCUGCCCUUGGAUUACCCCCAGCAGUCUGGUGAACCCCUCCCCACCAUCAGAAAGAGAGUAGGAACCGCCUUCUCACUGGCCUCAAAGGUUCCUGAGAAAAAGACGGAUGAUGCCUUAUCUACGCUAGAGCUGGAGUAUGAACUCCAAAAGCAGAUCACCAAUGCUGCCAAGAAAUUGUCCUCGGACAAAUCCGUCAGCAAGUAUGUCCGCAAGCAGAGACGUCAGUCCUUCCACAAGGCACAGGCCAAGCUGAAGGAGAUGGAGAAGAAAUUGUCGGAGACCAAGGGUGACCCCAGUCACUUCCUCCCCUCAGGAGCGCCAUCUUACGAUGGAACAAACUCACGACUACAGGACACAACAUCGCCAGAACUACCACCAAGGCGCAGAGUUGAUCACUCUUCUGGUGACGGCCCAAGACAGAUCACAAUCCAACGGUCAGCUACCACUCGUGAACUGUCCCCCACGUCUCCAUCCCCUCUCAGCCCCACCCUCAGCAGCCCCCAGUUGAAUUCCCUAAGCCAAGCAAACACCUACAGGAACCAGAUAUUCCCUCCACCUCUCAGCAGUCGAAGUGCUUCGUCUGGCAGCAAUAUGUCUAGCCAAUCUGAAUACGAGAACGUGAAACGUUAUGAGAAAGGAAGUCAGGACAGUGGUUUUAGUUCAAACAAUAACAUGUAUAAUCUAAACACUCAGAGGACUUCACAUUACGAAAGUACUGAUGAAAUCAAGACUCCCACUAACACUGAUUUUAGUGAUAAUGUAUUGACAGGUUAUGGUAAAUCUGAUAUGUCUCUUAAGUACGAUGAUUAUCACCGCAAACCUAUGUCUCAGGGACAUUACGGGAGCUUAGAACGGAAUACACGUCGCCGCGAUCGGUGGUCGUACAGAGAUAGACAACUCAGUGAUGGUGAAAGUAAUGUUUUAACUGACCUAGAACCUUCUAAAUUUGGAAGUAAGAGGAAUUCUCAAUCAGAAUAUGACCUUGUGUCAUCUAGAAACAGUGUGAUAGAGGUUCCGGUGAAACACGAGGAAACGGGGACGCCAAAACACCAGCGUCACAAAUCGGCACCCUGGGAAGACUCUGCAUUCACGGAACCUUCACCAAUAAUCACCAGUCCUGAUCAACAUGAGAACAGUUUUGAAAACCAUUGUUAUAGUCCUCGAUUACACGAGGGCUCCUUUUUUGGGAGCAAAGGACCAAAUUCUAUCAGUGACCAAAGUUUUUAUCCUAGCAGCAAAUCUGAUUCUCCACAGUAUACCAAAAAGUCAAAUGCAGUAGUGACUGUGACCAAAAUUCAGCCUCAUCGGAAUGUGGAGGUGAUCUCAAAACCUUUUGAAAUGUCAGACUUUUACAAAUACAGUGAAAAAAUGCGUCGGCAGCGGUACAUUGAACAGUAUCAACAACAGCUGAUUGGAGGAUCUCGGUGUAGCUCCCCCUCCCAGCAAUCGACAGACUCAGGGGGAGAGAACUCCUUCUCAGGUUCAAACUCGUCUUUUGCUCAUCCUGUUUCGUCUUCAUUACACACGAGUCCUUCUCAUUCUUUAUCAUCUGUUUCCUGUCGCCCUGGCCCGGGCUCGCCUGCGACCCGCAGGGGCUCUCCAUUCAUGUCACACAAGCGAGAGAACGACCAAUCGUUUGACUCUCCCCAACAUGGCUCGCCUCGUUUUGAGGCUGUCAAAGAACAUAGUUCUCAUGUGCAAUACUCCAUGCAGACUCCCACUGGUACUAGGGUGUACAAAUCUGUCCAAACUAAACACACCCAUUAUCAACCUCUGACCCCUCAAAAGUGUGACCCCCUAACACGAAAUCAGGCCUCCACUCCUAGGACUCAUCACAGCAGGCACCACAAAACGCAGAUGGAAAGAAGUGGCGGUUUGAAGCCAUGUUCUCCUGUUCGUGGAAAUCAUCAGGACCGGAAGUCACCCAACGUCUCCAUGGACGCUAGCUUUGCCUUCAGUAAAGAUUCCGUGGCAGACGACUUCGGAGAGGAAAUGAUGGCGUGGAUUGACAAAGAAGGAACCAAUCAGAACCCGUCCUUUGUCUGAAGAAAAAACUAUUGGUUAUUAUUUAUAUUGAUAAAC
Saccostrea echinata is the source of this 3845-nucleotide messenger RNA. Its product is annotated as FERM domain-containing protein 4A-like. Gene Ontology annotation, molecular function: cytoskeletal protein binding. The transcript has 22 exons. The record is from RefSeq and is a predicted model, not a curated record. Gene Ontology annotation, cellular component: cytoskeleton. The coding region runs from base 183 to 3809 and encodes 1208 amino acids. Gene Ontology annotation, biological process: establishment of epithelial cell polarity. Lineage: Eukaryota; Metazoa; Mollusca; Bivalvia; Ostreida; Ostreidae.